Molecule: messenger RNA, 5544 nt
Organism: Aedes albopictus (Asian tiger mosquito)
Lineage: Eukaryota; Metazoa; Arthropoda; Insecta; Diptera; Culicidae
Gene: Utx
Product: histone demethylase UTY
Exons: 13
Coding region: 234-4823 (1529 amino acids)
Biological process (GO): regulation of gene expression
Cellular component (GO): MLL3/4 complex
Molecular function (GO): chromatin DNA binding; RNA polymerase II cis-regulatory region sequence-specific DNA binding; histone H3K27me2/H3K27me3 demethylase activity
Source: RefSeq, a predicted model, not a curated record
AGUUUUCAGUUUUCCAGUGUUUUUCUCCGUACGCGUAUCGGGAUUUUGUCGCGAGUUUUUCGGCCGAUAAUCGUGGAAAUUUGCGACCGAAUCGUUUGGUUUUGAUUUUCCGGUUUGGUUCUUCGGUUGAGGAUCAUGUGCUAGCGUUCGCCGGGCGCGCGCGGUUUCGAUUUUUUCGGAGAACAAUAUUCAAGCGUCUCUCUUGGUACUAGCGCCACCCGAGGAAGUGCGCGAUGAUUUUGGACGAGAUAAACAUUUCCACCCAGGAGCUGCAAGCGUUGGCUUUGCUCGAUAGCCGCCAAUAUGGAUUCCUCAAGCUGUCAGCACCGGAAAAUGAGAAGAAAAAGGUUCUAGUGCUGAAGGCUGUCAAGUACCUGGAGCGGAUGCUUAUUCAAGCUCAGAAUCAAAAGGAGCAGCAAUCCAGCAAAGUGUCCCCACCGGAACUGGAUGGUGACAAAGCAUCUCCGGACCCGUCCUCGGAUCCGGAUGUGAAAAUUAAAACAGAGAACAAUGCUUCCGGUGGUGACGCCGUCGAGGCGAUGGCGGUGGAUGAAAAUCUUCCCGCGGACAUUAUGUCGUCCGACGUGGACGUGGAAAUGAAGGACCUGUCGUCGGUGACGAAAGUGGUCAAGACCGAAUCGGGUGAAGACAGUGGUUCGAAAGUGAAGGGAAAAAGUGGGAGUGAUGGUGGUGAUUUGGACACCGCGGGGGGAGGGAUGGAUUCAGUGGACGGUGGUGGUGACUUGACAGUGGCAGCAGUGAAAGAUAUCAAUAUCGACCCGAAGACGUACUGCAAGCUGGGUCAUUUCCACCUGUUGCUGGAGGAUUACGAGAAAGCUCUGUCGGCCUAUCAGAAGUUCUACUCGUUGAAAAGUGACCACUGGAAGGAUCCGGCGUUUCUGUACGGCAUGGGGCUGGUGUACUUCCACUACAAUGCAUUCCGAUGGUCGAUAAAAUCAUUCCAACAGUUGCUGUACGUCUGUCCGGACUUUACGCGUGCCAAUGAGGUCCACCUGCGGAUCGGGCUUAUGCUCAAAGUGAAUGGAGAUUACGAACAAUCGCUGAAGCACCUGCAGCUCGCCUACUCCGACUCGUCGCCGUGCACCUUCGGCAAACUUGAAAUCCGCUUCCACAUCGCGCAUCUGUAUGAGGUGCAGAACAAGUUCAAAGCCGCCAGGGAAGCCUACGAACAGCUACUCGGAGACAAACAGCUGACACCAGCGCUGAAGGCCGACAUUUGCCGCCAGCUAGGAUGGAUGUACCACAGCAUUGAACCGCUCGGGGAGAAGGCACAGCGCGAACGAUCCGCCAUCCACUGUUUGCAGAAAUCGAUCGAAGCCGAACCCAAGUCCGGCCAGACCCUGUACCUGCUGGGACGGUGCUUUGCCGGAAUCAACAAAGUACACGACGCCUUCAUCGCCUAUCGGAAUUCGGUGGAGAAGAGCGAAGGCAACGCCGACACAUGGUGCUCCAUAGGAGUACUCUACCAGCAGCAGAACCAGCCUAUGGAUGCACUGCAGGCCUACAUAUGUGCCGUGCAGUUAGAUAAAUCCCACUCAGCCGCCUGGACCAAUUUGGGAAUUUUGUACGAAAGCUGCAAUCAACCACGUGACGCCUAUGCGUGCUAUCUAAACGCCACCAAAAAUCCGGACGGACAGCAAUCGACCGUAGUGUCAGCCUUAUCCACUGCCAGUUGUGCCACCACCAACGCCGGUACAACCCCAACAGCCACUACCGCAUCCACGGCUUCCACCGGUUCCGGUUCCACCGGAACACCGGCAACCACACCCACUGCGACCACUUCGGCCUCUACGCCCUCAUCUGGACCAGCAUCGGCAGCAACAUCGAUUCCCGGUGGACGAAGCGGCGGAACCAGCCUUACUACCGAUUCGACCUCGGCCGGGAGCGGCAGCGGCAGCGGCGGUGGGGCCAAACCGCAGAGCCUCGCCCAGAGGAUUAAGUUUCUCCAGCAGCACCUGGCACACGCACCUAUGCCGAGUAUCACCUCCAAACGGCGGCAGCUACCGUCGAUCGAGGAAGCGUGGAAUCUGCCAAUCUCGAACGAAAUGAGCUCCCGACAGCAACAGCAGGCGGCCCAGGCCCAGCAGCGACAGUUCCAGAAAGGAUAUGGACAGAAUAAUCAAGCACAAUUCCCGGGAAAUAAUGCAGCAGCAAACAAGCGUUUCAAGCAGGAGGAUGGCCGACCGCAGGCCCCUCUGCCAAACUACUAUCUCAACCAGCAGCAACUGCAGAUGCUCCAGUAUCUGCAGCAGAACCAAACUAGCCUCAAUGCCCAACAGCAACAACUGUUGCAGCAGUAUACCCAUCAGUAUCGGUUGAUGCAACAGCACCAACAGCAACUUCGUCUGCAACAGCAACAACAGGCUCAACAGCAGCAGCAACAACGGAAUCAACCAGGAGCACCGGCUCCGCCAUUCCAAGGUCAAGGUCAACAGCAGCAACCGACAUCGCAAACAGCGCCCGGCUAUGGACAGCCGCAAGCGCCACAGCAGCAGCAGCAAACCCAGCAGCAGAUGCUCGGUGGCAAUGGGAACUUUGCGGCUAUCAGUACGCAGAUGUUCAAAACCACGACGACCAGCGGAACGUACGGCGGAGGUUUCCAGAGUCAGACCAAUGCGGCGGCCUUCACGCAGAUCACCUCCACCAAUCAGUCGGAUUUAGAUCAAGAACUCCAAGCCUUGCUCUCAUCCAAGGACGACACUGCCAACUUUGCCGAAACGCUCCUCAAGCAGUUCGGUUCCGACGAUUUGGACAUCAAGGACAUCAAACCGCUGGAUCAACAGCAGCAGCAUAAUGGCACUGUACUGCCGGCCGAUUCCACCUCGUCCCGACCGGAUGGGGAGAAAUCGCCCACCAUCAAAGCCGAAGCUACCUCCUCAACGGGCACCGGUUCGAGCGGGGCCAGCUCGACAACGGCGGCUGCGGCUGCCAAGCGUCACCUCCUGGCCAAACACGACAUCAAGCUGGAACCGGUCAUCAAGAUCGAAAAGCUGUCCGAGCCGUGCAACAAACCCGCGUUCUCCAUCGACAUGACCGCCAAGGAGCUGCUGCAAGCGGCCAAGAAAUCCGAUCUCAAAGAUGUUGCGGCCAUCAGCUCGACGCUAUCUCUUGACGCAGCGCCGCCUGCUCCGCCGGAAUGUCCGCCACAACGGUUGACUCGCGAACAGCUGCAACCUCCGACGCCAUCCGUGUUCCUCGAGAACAAGAAACACGCGUACAGCCCUCAGCUGCAGGAGUUCUGUCUGAAGCAUCCGAUUGCCGUCGUGCGGCAACUUGGGGCGGCUCUCAAACUGGAUCUGGGUCUGUUUUCGACCAAGACUCUGGUGGAGGCCAACCCGGAUCACAGUAUUGAGGUGCGAACGCAGGUGCACCAGUCGGCGGACGAGAACUGGGAUCAGUCGAUGAAAUCGAAGGUGUGGGCUUGUAUUUCGCAUCGGUCACAUACGACCAUCGCCAAGUACGCCCAGUAUCAGGCGUCCAGCUUUUCCGACAAGAUCAAGGAGGAACGCGACAAGCUGGCCGGCAUCGUUAGUACCAACUCCGAUUCGGACUCGAAGGAUUCCCUCACGAACAGCAACGGCGCUGGAUCGGGCAACGGAAAGCGAAAGAAGUGCAAGAACAGCAACAAAAUGCUGCGCUUCGGAACGAACGUUGAUCUCUCCGACGAGCGCAAGUGGAAAACGCAACUGUCGGAACUGCAGAAGCUGCCUCCAUUCGCGCGGGUUGUCUCCGCUGCCAAUAUGCUCUCGCAUGUGGGUCAUAUGAUCCUGGGCAUGAACACGGUGCAGCUGUACAUGAAGGUACCGGGCAGCAGGACUCCCGGCCACCAGGAGAACAACAACUUCUGCUCGAUCAACAUCAACAUCGGACCGGGCGAUUGCGAGUGGUUUGCCACGCCGGACUCGUACUGGGGCGGCAUUCAGUCGCUGUGCGAGAAGAACAACAUCAACUACCUGCACGGUUCGUGGUGGCCGGCGCUGGAGGACCUCUACGCGGAGAACAUUCCGGUCUAUCGGUUUACCCAGAAGCCGGGCGAUCUGGUGUGGGUCAAUGCUGGUUGUGUCCACUGGGUGCAGGCCAUCGGAUGGUGCAACAAUAUCGCAUGGAACGUGGGACCCCUGACGGCGCGGCAGUACGAGCUGGCCAUCCAGCGGUACGAGUGGAACAAACUCGAAAGCUACAAGAGCAUCGUGCCGAUGGUGCAUCUGAGCUGGAACCUGGCGCGGAACAUCAAGGUUUCCGACCCGAAGCUGUACGAACUGAUCAAAACCUGUCUGAUGCAAACGAUGCGACACUGUAUGCAGGUGUUGGAAUUCGUCAAAUCCAAGGGCGUCGAAGUGCGGUUUCAUGGACGGGGCAAAAAUGAAGCGUCCCACUACUGUGGACAGUGCGAAGUCGAAGUCUUCAACAUCCUCUUCAUCCGAGAGCAGGAGAAGCGCCACGUAGUGCACUGCAUGGGCUGCGCCCGCAAACAGGCACCCAACCUCCAAGGAUUCGUCUGCCUCGAGGAGUACAAGAUGGCCGAACUGAUGCAGGUGUACGACGCCUUCGCCCUGCACAUACCACCCCCGCUACCGAUUCAACCACCUCUCUCGGCAUCGCCCUCGAUCCAACAACAGCAACAACUCCAGCAACCAUCGUCAUCGACUGGUCCUGGCCAGCUGGCGGCUUCCUCGUCCACCAUCACCAUCAGUUCGUCCUCGUCCAGCUCGUCGAUAGGGGCGACGGCGAUUUUGGCCAGUAGUAGCACCAGCAGUCAGACGGCCACGGCGAACGCCUCGACGCCCAUGCAGGUCACGUAAGGUAAAACCGUGCGUGCGCCGUGCGUGCUUUAGUUCAAUUUCACCAAAACUUAAAAGACUUAACUGAUCCCUCCCGAUGGAUGGCGCUGACAGAGAGAAUUAGCGCGAAGGAACAGAGUCGAAACACUGCUAUUAUAUAUAAAAAAAGUGUAAUUUGUACAGUGGAAGGAUUAUACAGUUUUUAUUUUCGCGGGUGUACAUAUCGAAAAUGUAAAAUCCAAUUCUAUGAAUAUAUUUACUUACAUGGAAUAUAAGAAGGUUGAGCUGCUGGCAGCCCUGCUAGCAGGGUUAGGAGUCGAGCUUUGAACACAGAAACAGAACAAAACAAACUCGUAUGAUUAUUUAUAUCGAACCGAACACUGCUUUACCCGAAUUCUAUAUGCUCCUAAUAUUAAACUACAUAGUUUACCCCACCACGGGAUAAGGCUCGCGGAUUAGUAAAAUGGAACGCGUGUGAAGCGUGUGAAAUUCUCCUGGAAGAAAUCAGUUUGUUUUAAGUAGCUUAAUUUAUUCUUAAUCAGUAUACUAAAACGGAGAUUUCAUUCGGCGUGCGUUGCAAGGAAAGUACUCUGAAGGACGCGACGAGAGUAGCAAGUGUUAGGAAGUGGAUUGGCUUUUAGUCGGUUGUUGUUCUUUUGUGGUAGUGAAUCUACUUUGGCGUUACGCUUGGCAUCCAAAACCAGCUUUGAUGGCUUCCAACCAAAAGGCUGCAAUCCAAGAA